This is a messenger RNA of Arachis stenosperma, 321 nucleotides long. RefSeq names its product glycine-rich cell wall structural protein 1.0-like. The record is from RefSeq and is a predicted model, not a curated record. Bases 1 to 321 code for a protein of 106 amino acids. The transcript has 3 exons. NCBI's taxonomy places the organism in Eukaryota, Viridiplantae, Streptophyta, Magnoliopsida, Fabales, Fabaceae.
AUGGGUUCUGAUGAUGAGUUUGCCGGUGGUCCUGCUUGGCCUUCUGUGGAGGUGGAGGUGGGGGGAAGAGAACGGGGAGGGGGAGGGGACGCGGGGGUGGGGGUGGAGGUUGGGGGAAGGGAAGACGGGGAGGGGAAAAGGGGGGAGGGGGACGGCAACGGCGGCGUUGGUGGCGGUGUUGGUGGUGGUGCUGGUGGCGGUGCUGGUGUUGGUGGUGCUGUGGGUGGAGGCUGUGGCGGUGAUGUUGGUGUUGGUGGUGGUGGUGGUGGAGCAUGUAAUUGUGUUGGUAGUGGUUCACUUGAUACUAUUGAUAAGUAUUGA